This is a messenger RNA of Nycticebus coucang (slow loris), 2582 nucleotides long. RefSeq names its product arylacetamide deacetylase. The record is from RefSeq and is a predicted model, not a curated record. The transcript has 5 exons. Lineage: Eukaryota; Metazoa; Chordata; Mammalia; Primates; Lorisidae. Gene Ontology annotation, cellular component: membrane. Bases 170 to 1369 code for a protein of 399 amino acids. Gene Ontology annotation, molecular function: carboxylic ester hydrolase activity.
ACUUUAACCUCAUUAUAUCAACCCUUAUCUAAGUGAAUAACUCUAUAUUCAUAAAGCAAUAUAAAGCUCCUUGGUGGAGCUGAGAAGCUUCUUGAAGAACACUAGUCAGGCAUAUUAUGAAAGUUUACUUUCACUGUUUCUGAAGACAAAGAAGCACAGGAACUACAGCAUGGGAAGAAAAUCUCUGUGCCUUCUGAUUGUGGGAGUUUUUGUGGCAUACUACAUUUAUAUACCUCUCCCAGAUAAUUUUGAGGAGCCAGGAAGAAUGAUAUGGGUGAAUACAUACUUGAAAACUUUCGCACAUUUGGCUACAUUUAUUGAGCUGCUGGGACUAUAUCAUUUUAUGGAGUCCUUUAUGAUUUUCAUGAGCUUGGAUGAAGUCCCACCAACCUCAGAUGAAAAUGUCACUGUGACUGAGACACAAUUCAACAACAUUCCUGUUCGCGUAUAUGUGCCAAAGAGGAAGUCAGAAGCACUAAGAAGGGGAUUGUUUUACAUCCACGGUGGUGGCUGGUGUUUGGGAAGUGCUGCUUUACAUAAUUAUGACUUGCUGUCAAGAUGGACAGCAGAGAGACUUGAUGCUGUCGUCAUAUCCACCAACUACAGAUUAGCACCUAGGUAUCAUUUCCCAAUUCAAUUUGAAGAUGUAUAUGAUGCUUUACGGUGGUUCUUACGUACAGAAGUGCUGGCAAAAUACGGCGUGAACCCGGAAAGAAUUGGUAUUUCUGGAGAUAGUGCAGGAGGGAAUUUAGCUGCAGCAGUGACGCAACAGCUCUUAGAUGACCCAGAUGUCAAGAUCAAACUCAAGAUCCAAGUUCUAAUUUAUCCUGCCCUUCAGCCUCUUGAUUUUGAUUUACCCUCGUAUCGGGAAAACUCACACUUUCCAGUUCUCUCCAAAUCACUCAUGGUCAGGUUCUGGAGUGAAUAUUUCACUACAGAUAGAUCACUUGAGAAAGCUAUGCUUUCCAACCAACACAUACCUGUGGAAUCCAGUCAUCUCUUCAAGUUUGUUAAUUGGAGUUCCUUGCUCCCUGAGAAGUUUGUAAAAGGACAUGUUUAUAACAAUCCAAUUUAUGGGAGGUCUGAGCUGGCUAAAAAAUAUCCAGGGUUCCUGGAUGUGCGGGCAGCCCCGCUGUUGGCUGAUGACAGCAAAUUACGUGGUUUACCCCUGACCUAUGUCAUCACUUGUCAAAAUGAUGUCUUAAGAGAUGAUGGAGUCAUGUAUGUCACCCGCCUUCAGAAUGCUGGAGUUCGAGUGACCCAUAACCACAUUGAGGAUGGAUUUCAUGGAGCAUUUUCAUUUCUAGAAUUUAAAAUUAGUUCCAGGAUCAUAAAUCAGUAUAUUAUUUGGCUAAGGGAAAAUCUAUAGUGAAAUCUGUAUCCACAAUAUAUUCUUUAAAAAAAAAAAUGAAUCUCUCAAAACAUCAGAAAAUCCACGUUAGCUUUGGUCUUUCUUGAAAUGACCUUCUUACGGUCCACAUGUAUCACAAUAAUUUUUAGAAUAAGUAGUCACUAUUCUGUUUUUAUUUCUUACUUUGAGGGAUUUCAUUCAAUUUCCACAUUAUCUAUCUGCUAUUUUUAACAAUCUAAGAGUUUUUUUCUCUUAGAUUGUUAAUUCCAUUUCAGUGUGUUAGCUACUAUUUACAAUUGUGAGAGUAUAGCAUAAGCAUAUAUUACCUUUUAGAGUAAUGUGAAUAUUUUAAUCAAUGUAUAUUUAAGCUCUGAAACACUCCUGAUCACAGAUAUGAGUUUAGUGCUUUCUAAAAGCAUUUGCCACAAAACAAUGCCAUUAUAUUACCACUGUAAAUUUCUGUUGAAAAACUUCUAGAAAUCAGGUACCAGGUGCUAAACCUUUUCAAUAUUAAAAAUUACUAUGGCACUUUCAGAAAUUAGCUGUUUUUUUAUUUGAGGAAAGGUAGACAAACUGAAGUUUGUUCAAAACAGAAUAAUUUAAUCUGUUAAAGCCCAUCUUGCCACUGCAGAGAGCAAGCCCAAAUAAAAUGGAAUGUGUUUCAUGGCAGGGCAGAAUUGUUUGCAUUGUCCUUCAGCUAUGUAGUGUAUUCUAAUUAUGAAACACAGCCAUGGGCUGACUUCAGGUGACACAGGAGCCCCAGGAUAUCAUCAGGGACCAGAGCUACUCUAUCUUUGCACUUUCUCCCCCUCAGUGUCUGAGUGUAUGUUCAUGCUCAUAGUCAUUGCACUUUGAUUACCACUGGAAUGUUCUAUUUAGGAAAAGAUGAGAUAUGACAAAAGAGCUAUGUUAGAGGCAAUUUCAUCUUACAAAAAUGGGAGUGAUUCUAGAAACUCCAAUCAAGAGACUUCUUAUAUUUCAUUUAGAAAUUUUAUACUUAGGCAAAUUAUAUUUUCUUACUAGGAACUAGUGCAAAAUGCCACAACCAUCCAUAGUAGUAACUUGUUAAAAAGCAAAUGAGAGAUGAUGCUUUUCUGAGUAUAUAUAGAGAGUUGUGGUCUAAUAUCAAAUGUAACAAAUGGACGUGUAAAUUGGAUGAUGGUCCCAAGUCAAUCAUUCUGUACAAACAAAAGAUGUGUUGGACUCUUUGAAAUAAACUCUUAAAUUUAUG